Messenger RNA from Polypterus senegalus (gray bichir), 7645 nucleotides. RefSeq names its product dedicator of cytokinesis 8 (gene dock8). The transcript has 48 exons. The record is from RefSeq and is a predicted model, not a curated record. Bases 362 to 6649 code for a protein of 2095 amino acids. NCBI's taxonomy places the organism in Eukaryota, Metazoa, Chordata, Cladistia, Polypteriformes, Polypteridae. Gene Ontology annotation, molecular function: protein binding; guanyl-nucleotide exchange factor activity. Gene Ontology annotation, biological process: small GTPase-mediated signal transduction; positive regulation of establishment of T cell polarity; positive regulation of T cell migration. Gene Ontology annotation, cellular component: cell leading edge.
CGGUUGGGUGCAGUUGUGCACAGCGAGAUCUACCCACUUACUCGGUGUGUGUGGGACAGUACACGCUUAGAAGGUGUCAGGCGUUUUCUAUUUUUGUUUUCGUCACGGCACUUCCGGUGAUAUUUCUAUUAAAAAAAGAAGCUUGCAGUCCGAGCAACUUACGGCUAAACUGUUGGGGAAAAAAAAAGAACUACUAGCGCGUGUCAGCGCCGACUGAGAUCUCAUGGUCCCGCCUCCGUUCUGCAGUCUGAAGGUGAAAUUGCGGAAGUUUCCACCCAGAAAAAACAGAAGGGUCACGCUUCUGCAGCCACUGGGGACUUUUCCACACAGACAGGUGGUCCCGCGGAGGGAGUCGUGACAGAUGGCCACGCUGCCGGCCGCCGAGCGAAGAGCGUUUGUUCAAAAAAUCAACAGAUACUCAUCAGCAGAGAUAAGGAAGCAGUUUAUUACUCAGUAUGGACCUGGUCCUUUCCACCAACGACAAAGUUCCGCUACAUCAGGAUCACUUUCCCUACAAAAUCCACAGUUAUAUGAAGCAGUGGAACCACUGGACUUUGAAGAAUUCCUGAUGACUCAGUUGAGCAGUGUGGAUUCAGAGUUUAUGCAAGAGCUCGGAGACUUCCCUGAAGAUGACUUGCCAAUUGAGCUUGUUCCAAGAGAAUGCACAACAGUGCGACCAUCUGUACCAGAAGAAGGAGAGGAACUUGAUGCUCACGUUAGAGACUGUGUGCGGUCAUACACUGAACCCUGGCUAGUUGUAAGCCGAAGGUAUCAGGGUGAUGUAGGCAGCAUAUAUUCAGAGCGACAAAACCUUCACAGAACUCUGCAGAAGCAGAUUUUUGAAUCUGAUGAGUUGCCAGAUUCCAUUAGUCUGUCUUAUCAGAACAAAUCAAGAAAAAUUUCUGUGUGUUCUGAUGACUCGGGACGAGCAACCCUCACAUCUUUGGAUUUUGAUCUGCGUGGCCUGCAACCAGAUAGCCGUAUUGAAAACCUAUUGCAGUUCAGCAGUCUAGAGGAGCUUGAACGGCAAAAUGACUUGGCCCGGAAGAGUAACCGCCACCAGGAGCUAUUUGCACUUUGCCCUCCUGCUGAUGAAGAGGAUGCUGUGGAAAUACGGCCAAUUCCAGACUGUCCAAAAGAACAUACAGGCUUCAGAAUUCAUAUCAAAUGUCAAGUUGUAAAGUUUGACAUUGAAAUAGAGCCAUUGUUUAUAACCCUGGCCUUGUAUGAUUUAAAAGAAAAGAAGAAGAUUUCUGAAAAUUGUUACUGUGACCUGAACUCUGAUCAGUUUAAAGGAUUCCUUCGCUCUCAUGUACCAUCUAUUGCCCCCUCCAGCCUUGCUAAAUCUGCUAUUUUUUCCAUUACAUACCCAUCUCCUGAUAUUUAUCUUGUCAUCAAGAUUGAAAAAGUUCUUCAGCAAGGAGAGAUUAGUGAUUGUGUAGAACCCUACAUGACACUGAGUGAGGUAGCCAAGAACAAAGACAAGCUUGAAAAAUUAAAACAUCAGGCUGAAUCAUUUUGUCUGAGACUUGGAAAAUAUCGAAUGCCAGUAGCUUGGUCUAGUGUUAAUAUUAUGAAUGUAAUAAGCACUGCCACUAUUGACAGAGACAUUGCUGACAUAGAUGGCAUAAAUGGAAAAAUCACUGGGGAUAAAAAAACCUUAGGACCAAGUAGAAAGAAUUCUGAAAAAGUGAAUCCUUUUGAUGACCAGUAUAAUUUAACAGGGUUCAAACCAGCAACUCUUACCAUUAACAGUUUCUGUAAACAGGAGGGAGACAGACUAAGUGAUGAAGAUUUAUUCAAAAAUUUAGCAGAUUUUAAAAGGACCUCAUUACAGAGAAGAGUGAAAGUCAUUCCAGGAACUAUCAAGUUGGAUAUUGUAGCAGUUCCAGAACCGGUCCCUGGAUGUCUAAACCCUGAACUGAUUCCCGUGAAGCCAGUGCCAGAGAAAUUUGUUCGACCCAUCAAGGAGAUCCUAGAGUUUCCUUCCCGAGAAGUCUAUGUUCCAUAUACAACUUAUAGAAACCUGCUGUAUGUAUAUCCACAGAGGAUAACUUUCCCAAAUCGUCUGGCGUCCUUGAGAAAUAUCACCAUCAAAAUACAAUUCAUGAAUGGAGAGGAUGAGAGCAAUGCACUUCCAGUUAUUUUUGGCAAGUCAAGUGGUCCAGAAUUUGUUCAAGAAGUGUAUACUCCUGUUACAUAUCACAAUAAGUCUCCUGAUUUUUAUGAAGAAAUAAAGAUUCAACUUCCAGCAAAGCUUACUGAAAAACAUCAUAUCCUUUUUACCUUUUAUCACAUUAGUUGUCAACUCAAACAAAACCAAGGAUCAAAUGUGGAAACCUUAAUUGGAUACACAUGGUUUCCAGUUUUUCUUAAUGAACGUCUGCAAACUGGACAAUACUGCUUACCAGUUGCUUUGGACAGACUGCCUAGCAGCUACUAUAUUCAUUCACCAGAGAAAGUCCCUCCUCAAGUCCCUCCAAUAAAAUGGUUAGAAGGUCAUAAAGGUGUCUUCAAUUUAGAAAUUCAGACUGUAUCGUCUUUACAUACCCAGGAUAACCACUUAGAAAGGUUCUUCACUCUUUGCCAUGCUUUGGAAGGUCGUGUUACCUUCCCUAUCCGAGUCAUGGAGGACAAAAUUCCAGAAAGCAAACUGGAGCAUGAGCUUAAGCUUAGUAUCAUUUCACUGUCAUCCUCAAGACUGGAGCCUCUGGUCCAUUUUCUGCAUCAAGUGUUAGAUAAACUCUUUCAUCUUAUUGUGCAGCCAAUGGUAAUAGCAGGCCAGACAGCCAAUUUUGCUCAGAUCGCCUUUGAGUCUGUUGUUUCAGUAGUCAAUAGUCUACACAACAGUCAAGACCUUUCUAAGGAUCAGCAUGGACGGAACUGUUUAUUGGCAUCAUAUGUCUACUAUGUGUUUCAGCUGCCUGAUACACAGAAAGAAGUUUUGAGUACAGGCACUGGAACUGUUCCACCAGAACUGAGGUAUUACACUGUUGGCCGCUCCAGUGCUUGUUCUGUUGGAUCCCGGCUUUUUCAGUCUCGUGUCCUGAGUAGCAGUAACCCCGAUGUCUCUGCUGUCCCAGCAACAGCCGAUGAAGAAGUUAAAAACAUCAUGUCAUCAAAGGGCACGAAUAUUGCAAACAACAGAAUGUCUUCUUAUAUAGAAGUUUCAAACUACUUUCACACUCAUGGUGGAAGUUCAAGAUCUACAAACAAAAAGCAGUUUCAUGAGGAGUUAGCGCUACAGAUGGUUGUCAGCACUGGAGUAUGCAGAGAAAAUGUGUACAAAUAUGCCUGGUUCUUUUUUGAACUCUUGAUUAAAAGCAUGGCCCAGUAUGUCCACCAGAUGGAAAAACCAGAUGUGCCUCGUAAAAACCGCUUUUCUGAUAGAUUUAAAGAUGAUAUCUCCACUAUUGUAAAUGUAGUAACAUUAGAGAUGGGAACAAUCUUAACAAAACAGCAAAAGGAAAUUGAGCAAGCUGAAAAGAUCAACAUCAGCCUGGCUUUUUUUUUGUAUGACCUGCUGUCUCUCAUGGACCGGGGUUUUGUCUUCCACCUAGUCAGAAACUACUACAACCAGCUCCCGUCCAAGUUAACGUCUUUACCCACCUUGAUUUCUAUGAGACUGGAGUUCUUGAGGAUACUAUGCAGUCAUGAACAUUAUUUGAAUCUCAGUUUGUUUUUUGCGACUCCCAAUUCUGCCCCUGCUUCACCAUGCCCAUCUAUAUCAUCGCAGAACUCAAGCUCAUGUUCUAGCUUUCAAGAUCAGAAAAUUGCAGGAAUGUUUGACCUCUCACAAGAAUACAAACAGCAGCAUUUCUUGACAGGACUACUCUUCACAGAACUCAAUGCAGCACUGGAGUCAGUGGAAGCAGAGGGAAUUGCCAAAGUUCAGAAGAAGGCUAUAAAUGCCUCUCACAGCUUACUUUGUUCCCAUGACCUGGACCCACGAUGCAGUCGACCAGAGGUUCGCUCUAGAAUAGCAGCCCUGUAUCUUCCACUGGUGGGGAUUAUUCUGGAUAAUCUGAACUACUUAGAUUUCACAGUUGCAGACACCCGGGGUGGCAAAGGGAAGUCAGGCAGUCCAGAAGAGGAACCUGAAGCUAUAACUCCUAUCAAUCAGUCUGUUGCCAUGGCAAUUGCUGGGAAUCCAUUUAACCCACUUUCAAAGGUGGCUCUUACUUCAGCACAAUCUGGAAAGUCCAGUGGCUUGCUGUCAGUUGAAACAAGCCAAAAUCUACUGAUUUGCUUUUUGUGGAUAAUGAAGAAUGCUGACCAAAACUUGAUUCAGAAGUGGACUGCAGACCUGCCGUCUUCUCACUUAAACAAGCUAUUGGAACUGCUUUAUAUCUGUGUCUCAUGCUUUGAAUAUAAGGGGAAGCAAAGCUCUGAUAAAGUGAGUACUCUGGCUCUACAGAAAUCGCAGCAAGCAAAAGCACGGCUGGAAGAGGCUCUGCUUGGGGGAAUGGGCGCCAGAGGGGAGAUGAUGAAACGUAGCCGAGCUUUGACAGGGAAUGAGAGGUUUCAGGGAAUGAAUGAAAACCUUAGAUGGAGGAAAGAUCUAACACAGUGGAGGCAAACCAAUGAUCGGCAAGAUAAAACAAAGGCAGAACUUGAUCAAGAAGCAGUUAUAAGUGGAAACUUGGCAACUGAAGCAUAUUUGAUUGUUCUGGAUUUGCUAGAAAUCAUUAUUCAGAGUAUGUCAUCCUCAGACAGCAAAGACAGUGUUUUAGGAGGAAUUAUGAGGGUCCUGCUUCAUGCACUCAGCUGCAACCCAAGUAAUGUGUUUCUAGCACACUGUUUUAGCACAUUCAGAGCUUUGAUCAUCAAGUUUGGAGACUUGCUGCUAGAAGAGGAAGCUGAGCAGUGUGCUGACCUCAGCCAGAAGGUUCUUCAGUAUUGCAGCAGCUGCAUCGACAGCAACCGAAGUCAAGCUUGUGCUACCUUGUAUCUCAUCAUGAGAUGUAGCCAGUCCUCACCUAGUAAUUUUGCAAGGGUAAAAAUGCAGAUUACAAUGUCUCUCGCAUCACUUGUGGGCAAAUCAUCAGAUUUCCAUGAAGAGUACCUUAGGAAGUCUUUACGAACCAUAAUUGCCUAUGCAGAAGCAGAUGUGGAAAUGCAGUCAACACAGUUCCCUUCUCAGGUUGAUGACAUGCUCAACAAUCUGAACAGUAUCUUGUCUGACACAGUGAAAAUGAGGGAAUUCCAGGAAGAUCCAGAAAUGCUAAUGGACCUCAUGUACAGAAUUGCCAAAGGGUAUCAGACAUCUCCAGAUCUUCGCCUCACCUGGCUGCAGAAUAUGGCAGAGAAACAUACAAAAAGGAAGUGCUAUACGGAGGCAGCCAUGUGUUUGGUUCAUGCAAGUGCACUUGUUGCUGAAUAUCUAAGCAUGCUGGAGGAUCACAACUAUCUGCCUGUGGGUAGUGUCAGCUUUCAGAAUGUCUCCUCUAAUGUGUUGGAAGAAUCAGCAGUUUCAGAUGACAUUCUGUCCCCUGAUGAAGACGGCAUUUGUAGUGGGAGGUACUUCACUGAAAAUGGCCUGGUGGGGCUGCUUGAGCAAGCAGCUGAACUGUUCAGCACUGCUGGACUCUAUGAGACUGUAAAUGAAGUGUACAAAAUUGUCAUCCCUGUAUUGGAAGCUCACAGAGAUUUCCGUAAGCUGUCUGUCACUCAUGAUAAACUACAUAAAGCCUUUGACAGUAUUAUAAAAAAGGGUCACAAGAGAAUGUUUGGUACCUACUUUCGUGUAGGAUUCUAUGGAUCUAAGUUUGGAGGUCUAGAUGAACAAGAAUUUAUUUAUAAGGAGCCUGCCUUUACAAAACUGCCAGAAAUAUCACAUAGAUUAGAGGGAUUUUAUGGCCAGUGUUUUGGGCAAGAGGCAGUAGAGGUGAUAAAAGAUUCUACACCUGUUGACAAGUCCAAGUUGGAUCCUAAUAAGGCAUAUAUACAGAUCACAUUUGUGGAGCCAUUUUUUGAUGAGUAUGAAAUGAAAGAUCGAUUGACUUAUUUUGAGAAGAACUUCAAUUUGCGAAGGUUUAUGUACACCACUCCAUUUACAAAAAGUGGCCGUCCUCGAGGAGAACUCAGUGAACAGUACAAGCGAAAGACCAUCCUAACAACCAUGCAUGCAUUCCCCUACAUCAAGACAAGAAUUAAUGUGAUUCAGAAGGAAGAGUUUGACCUUACCCCAAUUGAAGUUGCUAUUGAAGACAUGCAGAAGAAAACUUUGGAACUAGCAGUGGCCACACAUCAAGACCCAAUCGAUGCUAAGAUGCUGCAAAUGGUUCUGCAAGGAUCUGUAGGAGCAACUGUUAAUCAGGGGCCUCUUGAGGUAGCUCAGGUGUUUUUGAAUGCAAUUCCAGAAGAUCCAAAACUUUUUAGACAUCAUAACAAACUCCGGCUGUGCUUUAAAGAAUUUAUUAUGAGAUGUGGAGAAGCUGUAGAGAAGAAUAAGCACUUGAUCACGGCUGAUCAGAAAGAAUAUCAACAAGAGCUGAAGAAAAAUUAUGGAAAAUUGAAAGAGAAUCUGAGGCCAAUGAUUGAGAGAAAGAUUCCUGAUCUAUACAAACCUAUAGUGAAACCUCGUCUUGAAACAAGGGAAUCCUUUAAAAGGCAAAGCUUCAGAAGACCUGCAGAUGAAAAUUCAUGAAACCCCCAAAUGGACCCCAAGGGUUUACUGGAACGGGGGAGUUGUUUGAAACAGCAUCGUUGGAGGCCUGUGAUCUGUUCGUUACCUGCUGAAGAUGGCACCCUUGACACCAGAGGCAAUUCUACUGAAAGUUAAAUUGAUUAAGGGUCUUCUUCCAUAAAUGUGUAAAUGCAUAGAAGCCUAUGAGAGACAUUUGAGCUCUUCGUAAAUGAAACGUGUGAUAGUGGCAUUGUGAUCAUAGAAAUGUACCAAUACUUGCUUUCACAUUUCAGUCAACUGAAGAUUGUUGUUUGAUACCUAAUGUUAGUUUUCUUGCUGUAUUUGAGCCAACUACAUCUCAAGUCAGUGUCAGAGAUGUGCUUGUAAUUAGUUUUGUUGUAAAGUAUGAUAAUGUAAUGACUGAAAUAUUGAAUAAUUUGAACUCAUGCAGCAAUCUGCCUUCAGUUAUCAGAGGUACAGCACUUUAGAGUUUACAUGAACACACAUUCUCAGAUAUAUCCCUAAUAUAAUUUGAUUUUAUAGUACAUGAAUUAUUUAAGUAUUACAUUAAUUAUAUUUUUUUUAAUGUUUGAAUCCUUUAUGGAAUAUUUUGAAAUGUAAUUAUUACAAGUAAAUAUCAAUAACUUCCAAUGACCCACCCUAGUUUCACUGCAAAACAGACAAUGCUGUGCAUUUUCUUCUUAACUAAACCAAGAUUAGCCCAACUGUAAUUCAGGACUUUUUUUUAAGUGAAUUCUUAGGUGUGCCUUAAAUGUACAACUCAUUUUUAUUUUAACAAAACUGAUCUUUAAAUACAUUUCUAUAGUCUGUUACAACAGUAAGUGCUGCUUAAAUAUAACUUCAGACUGUACAUUUCAUUUCAAAAUGUUACUAAAAAGAAAAAAGAAGUUGCCUACACAAUGAACGUUGUUAAGAAAAUAUAUGUAUAAAUGUUGGAUUAUUUUUGUUCAUAUUGGCAAAGUCAUAGUUUUAUUAAAAUAUUGUACACAAAUGCCA